CUCCCACUGGCUUUUAACUUUGCCCUGGGCCACCCACCCGCAGCUUUCUCUCUUGGUAGCCGUGGCUCCUUCCUGGCUUUCUCUCCAAGACCAUUGAGGCCGAAGCUCCUGCGAACUCCAUCAGCAGCCUGCUGCCCAGUAAGGUCAGAGAUGGCAGUGUCCCCCAACUCCCACCUCUUGGUUGGUCUGCUCAGCCUCAUGGUCCUGCAGCUGCCCAGGCUGGACUCCGCUCGGUUUGAUGUGGUCGCACCCCAGGAGUCAGUGCUGGCCCUGGUGGGCGGGGACGCCGAGCUGCCCUGUCGCCUCUCUCCGAACGUGAGCGCAGAGCACCUGGAGCUGUGGUGGUUCCGACAGACGGCGAGGCCCAUGGUGCUCCUGCACCGGUCCGAGCAGGGCCAGGAGGCUGAGCCGGUGGCCGAGUACCGCGGGAGGACGGCGCUGCUGACCGCGGGGCUCCGGGAGGGCCGCGCUGCUCUGCACAUCCGAGACGUCAGGGCCUCGGACGACGGGGCGUACCUGUGCCUCUGCAGAGACAACGCCAGCUCCGCCCAGGCCACCGUGCAUCUCAAAGUAGCAGCUCUGGGAUCCGAUCCUCACAUCAGGAUGGAAGUUCAAGAGGACAAAGGGAUCCGGCUGGAGUGCACCUCCUCAGGGUGGUACCCAGAGCCCCAGGUGGAGUGGAGAACUUCCUCAGGAGAGAGAUUUCCAUCCACAUCAGAAUCCAGGAAUCCUGACGAGGAAGGCCUGUUCACGGUGGUGGCCUCAGUGACCAUCAGAGACAGCUCUGUGGGGAAUGUGUCCUGUGGCAUCGAGAACGCCCUCCUCAGCCAGGAGAAGGAAGUGGGGAUUUCCAUACCAGCUCCGUUCUUCUCAAAGCUGACUGUCUGGAUGGUCGCAGUGCUCUUCCUCGCCGUAGCCCUGGGACUUCUCACCAUCGGGUCCGUGCUUUUCACCUGGAGACUAUACAAGGAGAGAUCCAGACAGAGGGGGGCCGAAUUUGGCUCUAAGGAGAGGCUCCUGGAAGAACUCAAAAACAGAAAAGCCGCAUUGCACGAAGUUGACGUGACUCUGGAUGCAGACACAGCCCACCCCUACCUCUUUCUGUAUGAGGAUUCAAAGUCGGUUCGCCUAGAAGAUUCACACCAGACACAGCCUGAUAGACCAGAGAGAUUCGACUCCUGGCCCUGUGUGUUAGGCCGGGAGACCUUCACUUCAGGGAGACAUUACUGGGAGGUGGAGGUGGGAGAUAGGACCGACUGGGCCCUCGGGGUGUGCAGGGAGAACGUGAUGAAGAAAGGGUUUGACCCCAUGACUCCUGAGAAUGGGUUCUGGGCUGUGGAGCUGUAUGGAAAUGAGUAUUGGGCUCUCACCCCCCUCCGGACCCCUCUCCCAUUAGCAGGAGCCCCUCGGCGGGUUGGGAUUUUCCUGGACUAUGAAUCAGGAGACAUCUCCUUCUACAGUAUGACCGAUGGGUCUCUCAUCUAUGCUUUCCCCAGCAUCUCUUUCUCAGGCCCUCUCCGGCCCUUCUUUUGCCUGUGGUCCUGUGGUAAAAAGCCCCUGACCAUCUGCCCAGCAGCCUGUGGGCCUGAGCAGGUCACAGUCAUUACUGAUGCCCAGGACCUUUCUAAGAACAUUCCAUUGUCCCCUCUGGGGAAGGGCUUUACUGCCAGGGACACAGAAACUCUCCAUUCCAAACUAAUCCCUUCCCCAGCCAGCCAGGCAGUACCUUAAGGAACAGUCCAGCUCAUUUCCCUUUCCUGACUCUUCGUGGCGCCUUGGUCUGCCUGUCCAUUCCCUGCAGCCAGGGUUCUUCCUAGUGGAUGGUGAUUAAGUCAUCUUGGGAAGGUGGAGGGAAAAGGGCUUCUCACGUGUUUCUAUACCAAUCUUGGGGGGAUGGAGAGGUGAUUCCUAAACUAUUUCUAGUGUGCCCAUAUCCCUUCAGGCCAGAGCCUACAGGGAAGGCCUUGAUACAACCUCCUAGGGACCAGAGGGAAUUAGGUGGACAUGGCAUUGUGGCAGAAAUAUCCUGGUACCUGGAAGGUGUGUGUGGAGGAAUGGGUUCUAGAAAGGAAAAAAAGGGUUCUGGGAAAGGAAGAUCUUAAGCUAAAAUCUCAUAAAGCAAUUUGGAGGAGACAAGACAAAUGAGGUGAACUUGAUCCAACCAUGUACACUUGUCUGUCCCUAGGGUUUUUCAGGCCUAUAUCUCAAAUAUUUUUAUUAAUUAAAUUGCUCUUUGACACCCUCA
Molecule: messenger RNA, 2245 nt
Organism: Nannospalax galili (Upper Galilee mountains blind mole rat)
Lineage: Eukaryota; Metazoa; Chordata; Mammalia; Rodentia; Spalacidae
Gene: Btn1a1
Product: butyrophilin subfamily 1 member A1
Exons: 8
Coding region: 151-1731 (526 amino acids)
Biological process (GO): regulation of cytokine production; T cell receptor signaling pathway
Cellular component (GO): external side of plasma membrane
Molecular function (GO): signaling receptor binding
Source: RefSeq, a predicted model, not a curated record